Molecule: messenger RNA, 681 nt
Organism: Amoebophrya sp. A120
Lineage: Eukaryota; Dinophyceae; Syndiniales; Amoebophryaceae
Source: the annotation of a GenBank genome assembly
UUUUUCAUGUUCCUAGACGUUUCACAAAAUCUGCAGCUAAAACAUGCUCCCCCAGUUCUGCUCUUUCAAAGAUAGUAUCUGUAUCUCCAUUGUCUUUUCGUAGGGCGGCUGUUGGUCGGGUGGACGGCUUGGCGCGAAAACGUAGCAUGUGGAAAUGCAGCAAGCCAACAGCCUCGCGUCGUCGAACGGAUCAGCCUAUUUGCAGUAUGGGAGUUCCACGUCGUCGUCUUCCAGACCGAUGGGCAUCGAACCCGGGAGGCUGGGUAGUGUUUAAGCACAUCUUUCGGGUCCAAUAGGACGAGAAUCUUUGUAUGCCGUAGGCUUUAAGUGACAUUUUGGACCUAAACCGGGAACGCUAGUAGUACGGCCUGAUGACUGCGGUUUUUCGGCCUUCCGCAAGAGAAUUUCUGUUUUUGUGUAGCCAGCGCACAGCCUGCAGUGCAAAAUGUAAUUUCACUACAGACAAAACGACGAUGGCAGAGGCGACGUUUGACCGCAUCAUCAAGCAGCUGGGGCGCCUCCCGGUGUACAAGAAGCUGCAGUCGCCGGAUACACUCCACACCGUUACGCGUCCCGAGGUGCAAGAGCUGUUCGAGUGUCUGUGUCCGAAGAAGGUGGGCAGGAAAAAUCCUCUCACCGGGGAGCCGGAGCCGUUGGAGAUCACGGUUGACGACCUCUUAG